Molecule: messenger RNA, 2010 nt
Organism: Macadamia integrifolia
Lineage: Eukaryota; Viridiplantae; Streptophyta; Magnoliopsida; Proteales; Proteaceae
Product: aspartyl protease family protein 2
Exons: 1
Coding region: 405-1796 (463 amino acids)
Biological process (GO): proteolysis
Molecular function (GO): aspartic-type endopeptidase activity
Source: RefSeq, a predicted model, not a curated record
AAGAGUUGCGGCGAGUUUUCCUCCAACCAAAUUUGGCGAUAAUGUUCGUCGUCUUUCGUCCUCACCGCUCUCUCCCAUGUUACCCAUCUUCCUCUCUCUCUGCGGUCUACACAUCACAGAUCUUUUCUCCAUUUUCCAUUUUCCAUUUUCCUUUUUGAGCAAGACACCCCUUGUCUCUCCUUCUGUACUUUUAUAUGUUUUUUUCCUCUUGCAUAUUUCCUGCCACACAAAAUACGUAUAAGAUACCCUCACCACUCAAACACAUACGUAUAUAAUACCCUACCCUUCAGUAAGGGUUAGAGUUAAGACCGAAACCGAACACCCCAAGGCCCCAACCCUCUUUGUCUGCUCUCUCUUUCCAUCCUGAUUUCUCUCUUAGUUUUUUCCUUUCUCUCAAGACAACAAUGGUGGGAUGGGAAUGGGCUUCUUCUCUAUUACCCACUUUUCUUCUCUCUCUGGUUCUCCUCCUCUGCUUCUCCGAUCUCUGUAACAGCCAAGCCAAUGGUAGCAGCAGCUCAAACGAAUACUUGAAACUGAGAUUGCUCCACAGAAGCCCAUUUCGUUCCCCCUCUCAAUCUCUCCACUUCGAUUCUCGUCGUCUCUUCACUCUGUUCUCGACUUUGCGUAGCCGCAGAAAUCCAAAGAUCCCUAUUGUUUCCGGAGCUUCUUCUUCAUCAGGCCAAUAUUUUGUGGAUUUCAGGAUCGGAACCCCACCUCAAAAACUCCUCCUUGUGGCCGAUACAGGCAGCGAUCUGAUUUGGGUUAAAUGCUCUGCUUGUCGCAACUGUAGCAGAAACGCACCGGGCACCGCCUUCCAGGCUCGCCAUUCUACUACAUUUUCACCACUUCACUGCUACGACAAGGCGUGUCGACUCGUCCCUCACCCUCUCAAGCACCAGCCCUGUAACCACACGCGCGUCCACAGUACCUGUCACUACCAAUACACCUACGAUGAUGGGUCUCGGACAAGUGGGUUUUUCUCCAGAGAAACCACUACAUUGAACACGAGCUCCGGACGAGCAGCUAAGCGCAAAACCCUUGUUUUUGGGUGCGGAUUUCACGUCUCUGGUCCCAGUUUGACAGGUUCGAGCUUUAAUGGCUCCCAAGGGGUGAUGGGUCUAGGUCGAGGGCCAAUCUCCUUCUCCACCCAACUGGGUAAACAGUUUGGCAACAAAUUCUCUUACUGCCUCAUGGAUUACACCUUAUCCCCACCUCCGACGAGCUAUUUAGUGAUCGGAGAAUCACCGGAGUCGAUCACUAAGAAGAAGAUGAGAUACACGCCAUUGCUGACCAACCCUCUCUCCCCAAACUUAUACUAUGUGGGGAUCAAGAGCGUUAGCGUCAACGGAGUAACAUUGCGGAUCAACCCCUCCGUUUGGGCCAUAAAUCAAGAGGGUUAUGGUGGCACCAUAAUCGAUUCUGGGACAACAUUAACCUUCUUGGCAGAGCCGGCUUAUCGACAUAUUCUGAAGGCGUUUAAUAAGAGGGUGAGGUUACCAAGAGCAGAGGACCCAAGAGGAAUCUUGGAUCUCUGCGUAAAUGUGUCGGGCGUGGCAAAUGAGAGGCUGCCCAGAUUGGAAUUCAAGCUCAGUGGUGGGUCUCUAUUUUCGCCGCCGGUGAGUAACUACUUCAUAGAUACGGCGAACCAGGUGAAGUGCUUGGCUCUGCGAAGCGUGGACACGCAGGCAGGUGGGAUUUCGGUGAUAGGGAACCUAAUGCAACAAGGGUUCAUGUUGGAGUUCGACAGGGACAAGUCAAGGCUCGGGUUUUCUCGGCAUGGGUGCGCCCUACAAUGAACCCGCACAAUAAACGAGUCAGUGAGGUUGUUUGGAGUUUGUACACUGACACAGUGAGUGAGUUCUGGAGUUGUGGGCGUGCUGUAAUUUUUUUCCAUUUUUCGGUUUAAAAGAAAGGGAGUUAUGAAUUUUUCCUAAUGUAUUAUAAUAAUAUUAUAUCAUGCUUCUUUGGAUUCUAAAAUUGACAGAGAAAAAGAAGAGGAAAAUUGAGUAA